Molecule: messenger RNA, 3011 nt
Organism: Chara braunii
Lineage: Eukaryota; Viridiplantae; Streptophyta; Charophyceae; Charales; Characeae
Source: the annotation of a GenBank genome assembly
ACUAGUGAGGGGGGCAGGUCAGCGUGGUGUAGGACGCGGCGUGCAACGAACGGUGCCAACUUGGCUUACAGUCGGGACAGAGCUCGCAGUGCACUGCGGGAAACCACGCGGAAGCGGAGGACGCAUGAGAGGCAAAAGAUCGAGAAAGUUGACCGAGCGGAAGGUCCGCGGAAGAACGUGACUCAGACGACGUCACAGCCAGCGAAGCACACCCAAACAUGUUCGCAGAGAGUGACACGUGGACAGGAGGGGCGUUGCAAUGCAGUAUAUGACACGUGGACUGUCCGGGGACUUGAUUAAGGGCGUGACACGUGGCAUCCUCUUUUCUUUUUUAUUCGGUUGUUCAGGCGACCAAGCUGUAUUGUUUCGUGCCCAAGCUCCCGGUCUGUGUGGAAUGUAUCUGCUCGGAUGAGCAUCGGCUUUGUGUGGGCCACAAGGGGGCAUGGUUUUUCAGCGGUUGCAGCACUUUGUUGUGGAAGAUGAUGGUCAAGCAGACAUUGGGUUAGCUGUUGGCUGGUUGCUAGCGGUGCUGUGCAAACAGAGCCGCGAGGGGUUAUGGUGUUUGAUGUCUAAGGGAACCCUGAGCCUGAGGAGCUGUGAUGAGUGGAGGGAGGGAAUGAGUGAGUCCUGUUGUGUUGAACAAGCCCCUUCUGGCAUAGAAGGGGAUCCAUCCAUUGCUGUUUGCAAAAGUUCUGUUGUGAGGAGUGCAAGAAGUUUGGAAGCAGUCAUUGCAAGAAACAGGCAUUUUUGGCAUGAGCAUAGAAGGGGAUCCAUCAUUUGUCGCUAACUGGAGCAGUAUUGCUGCGAGAAGCGGAAGCAACCUUGCUGAAGAGAGUGGUGGGGUGAGGGGUUCUUCAGGGGAGAGUGCCCACAGACUUUUUCCAGACCCUGACAUAAGUUAGUUUCUUUCUUUAUGAAUGGAAGAGUUGUCGUUUUUGUUCUUGGAGAUUGUAAAGGAGGUCUGCUUGGCACAGUGCAGGAAGUCUAUUUGUUGUGAGUGGAGUCUGUACAACAGGGAGUAGGAGUUCGUUCGGACUAGGGGAGGACUGUUGUCUCAGCGCGAGGGGAGCUGUGAAAUAAGGCAUGUUUGCUGGGAAGGCUUUGCUGCAUUUUGAAGACAAAUGGAGAGCUUGGCCAAUGAUCUUGAAAAGAGCAGAUUCAAUGUGACAAUUUCGUCACAGAUCCAUGAUCAUGUCUUGCAGGAGUCUUUUCCCGAUGAACAGAAGAAUCCAUGGAAGCUCACAAUCAGACUGAAAGAGUUCAAGCAAGAAUUGCCUCAUGUUACCGCUGAGCUCAACAGUGCCAUUGAGGCCAAACGGCGGCUGAUCAACAUGUUUGAGCAGAACUUUGCCGAUUUUUGUAGGAAUCUUGACAGCCUGCAAAAACAAGUGGGCUUCCCAGUUUCUUGUGAAAUCACUGAAAUGGAAGAUUGCUUGGAAGAUGUGAAAGAAGUCCUUGGUAGUGCUUGCUCGCAAGAAAGCUUUUGCAUUCCCUUGGUGGCACGGGCUUCAGACAAACCCACUGAGGAAUCAUCCUGAAGAUUCAAGAAGUCUUUUUUUUCCAAACAAUGUUGUUGUGACCGACCUUAACAGGAUCCCAUACUGGGUUGUCCUUGAUGAGGCAAGCUAAUGUUUGUGCUUGCUCUUGACUGGAGUGGAACUUUCAUGGCCCAGGACACCCGCAUCCGCUUACCUUUGUAUUCUGUCUUGGACGCUCUUUGACCAAUAAUGCCUCCUUUGGCCUUAACAUGUGAUGUAGGUAGUUGUCUGCCUUACUAUUUCUUUUUGCCUGAAAGUGUUGAAUGGCAUCAGGGGCUAGCUCACUGUGGACGACAGUCGAAUCUCUGAGUUUCAAAACUUAUAGCAGUGUAGUAGUGGCGGAUAGUCGACUCCAGACUGUGUUGUUACCUGAACGAGUUGAGGCGCGUCACACCCAAUGACUGUGGCCGAACAGGCCAGUGAUUCAAUGCAACUCCAAGCAUUGCAAUGUGAACGGGCUGCGCCCAAUGGUUUGUGUUUGUCACUGUCCGGGUCGGGUGUGCGGUUAUGCAGGUCAGGCGGGCAUGUAACACUUUGUGUAAGGUGAGGAAUACCGUUGUACUAUCUUGCACUGAUGUGGACUAUACGUUAGGAUGUCUCAAUAUGCGGUACUGUAUGGUACUGUCAGGUGCUAUGCUGGUGGAGUGUGUGUGUUUAGACAUUGUGCUAUGUGGUACCAUGUGCUGGUAUGUGGUACCACGGGAUACUAUUCUGGCUCAGUGUGGUACUAUCUUGCACUGAUGUGAAUUAUACGUUAGGAUGUCUCAACAUGCGGUACUGUAUGGUACUGUUAGGUGCUAUGCGGGUGGAGUGUGUGUGGUAAGACAUUGUGCUAUGCGGUACCAUGUGCUGGUAUGUGGUACCACGGGAUACUAUGCGGUACUAUGUGCCCCACACAUGUUCCUUUUUGUUUUUGACCUUGGAGUGUUCUCUUUUUUCUUUUUUUCCUUUUGCCUAUGUGGCCCAUUGUCUUCUUGGUAGAGGAAGAACCCAACGGAGGUGGUGGUGGUGGUGGUCUUCGCGGUAGAGGAAGAAGACGUGGGUGAAGACGACUAGGGUGAGCGGUGAGAGAGAGAUGGGGAUGAUGACGUGAGGGCACGUACCUGGUCUUGGCGAUGGGCUGCAUGGUCGACAUCUGCAUGUACUUUGGUUGCUGCUGCUGACAUCAACAAGUUGCUUGUCAUUUUGAUACUAGUAGAGUAGCUGUAUGAUAGUAGUCUGGGCGCUGAGCGCCAGUAGGAAGAAGAGCGACGAUUGCAAUGUUGGUGGCGGGGAUGCUUUCAUUGACAAUUGAGUUCGAUGCUUUGGUUCUCCUUCGGUGUAGUAUCAUGCAACUCUGCUUGGUGGACAACGUUUGACUAUCUGGCUUUCGAUGUGAUUUGCAAUCUGGAAUUCUGUCAUUUUGCUCAUUUUCCUUGCAAUUUCAUGUGGAAAAAGGAAGGUUGUAUCUUGCAAUAAAAACGAUGAGGAUUA